UGUAGCCAAUGAACAAACGAAAGCAAAGAGACUGGUUGAAACCAUAGAAACGAAAAGGAAGUUUACUGCCACGGUAUCUUAAACCAUCUUCGGGUAACAUUAAGUUACGGAAAUUAUUAACAAUUUGUACAUUUCGUUGCGUGAAACUCAAAACCCCGCAUAGCAUUGUUCAGAUAUAUACUCAGAUGGAAAAUGAAAGUUAUUUGACUUGUUUUGGUUGCGUAGUUUAGUAUUGUCAUAGCUUCUUUAGUCGGAGUUAGCCUGACAGCUAACGUUAAUGCUCGGCGGCUGGAAAUGUUUAAAGCAAAAAUACUCUUUAUCGGUCCCAAUGAGAGUGGGAAAACGGUUCUUGCUAAUUUUCUCUCAGACACAGCAGAUGUCGGAGGUGAAUACAGACCUACUCAAGGAGUAAGGAUACUGGAAUUUGAAUCACAACCGGAAGGCAGUCGCGACAAUGCGAAAUGUGAGGUUGAACUUUGGGACUGUUCGGGAGAUUUUAGAUUGGAAUCAUGCUGGCCUGCACUCAUAAAGGACUCCAGCGGUGUGGUGAUCAUUUUUAAUCCUGAUGUUCCAAGUCACCUCAAAGAAAUCGAGACGUGGCAUUCGAUGUUUAUCUCCUCUCAAGGUUUGCAGGACAACCAGUGUUUACUCAUGGCUCACCACAAGCCUGGCAGCGGAGUGGAAGAUACACGGCUGCCUUUAGCCUCACAUUUGGGAAGACUGCCGCUUAUUCACUCCAACCUGGAGGAGGAACCAGAAGAUGUGAAGCAAGCUUUCUGCAGAUACUUGGGAAGUGUUGUGAAUACAAUGUCAGAAAGUCGAGAAAGAGAGGAGAUGUCCAUCAUUACGUAGCAGCAAAAUCCAUAAAAUAUGCAGCCGAAUUAAAUAUUUAGUUGGCGUCGGCAAUGUCUGUUUAAGUGACAUUUAUGAGCACUUCCCAUUAUUAAUGAUACAUCUUUGCUGUCAUGAAAUCUUCCACAACCCCUUGCAAACUUUUUAUACUUAAAUACUUUCCUACAGUUGUGUUUUCUUUGUGUCUUGUGAAUAAAAUAUGUCCUAACUCACUCACUCCUGGGAAUUAAUACUCAAGAGACAGCAAAUAUAGUUCUCAGGUUUGAGACAUUGUUUAUUUGAAAAUGUGAUGCAGGUU
Messenger RNA from Cottoperca gobio, 1150 nucleotides. RefSeq names its product intraflagellar transport 22 homolog (Chlamydomonas) (gene ift22). The transcript is spliced from 5 exons. The coding region runs from base 295 to 852 and encodes 185 amino acids. NCBI's taxonomy places the organism in Eukaryota, Metazoa, Chordata, Actinopteri, Perciformes, Bovichtidae. The record is from RefSeq and is a predicted model, not a curated record.